Messenger RNA from Cuscuta epithymum, 1293 nucleotides. The record is from the annotation of a GenBank genome assembly. NCBI's taxonomy places the organism in Eukaryota, Viridiplantae, Streptophyta, Magnoliopsida, Solanales, Convolvulaceae.
CUAUCACAUGGUAUCAGCCUAAAAUUUCCCUAAUCUCGGCCAUUCUCGUUUCUAUGGCAGACUCUGACGCUACUCUUCCUUUCACUACCCUAGUCCAUAUGAUCACUAUCAAAUUGACCUCCUCCAAUUACCUUCUUUGGCGAAAUCAGGUUGCUACUCUGCUAGAAUCUCAAGGCCUCUUCGGUUAUAUCGAUGGCUCAAUCCCUUCACCGACUGUCUCUGUUUCUCCCACUCCGGAUGAAGUCAAGCGCCUUGCUACCUGGAACACUCAAGACAAACGAUUGGUGUCUUUGUUAUUGUCUUCUCUUAUGGAAGAAUCCAUGGCUGAAACCCUUGGCUGCACCACCUCUGCUAAGAUCUGGAAAGCCCUUGCGUCCGCUUUCAACCUUUCUUCCAAAUCCCGGGAAAUUCAAUUACGGGAUGAAUUGCAGCAGCUUCGUCGGGGUUCCAGGUCGGUCACCGACUAUGGCAAGCUAUUUCACAUCUACUGUGAUAAACUUGCAGCAAUUGGCUCUCCUGUUUCGUCGGUUGAUAAAAUUCAUUGGUUUUGUCGUGGUUUGGGGCCAUCAUUCACCAGCUUUUCUCUCACUCAACUUAAACUUGAUCCGUUGCCUGCUCUCCGUGAUGUUAUCUCUGAGGCAGAGAGUCAUGCUCUUUUUCAAAAGUCCUUGGAGGAACCUGCUGGAGCUUCCACUGUUGCUUUUGCUGCACACUCAUCUCCUGCUCCAUUUCGUGGUCAACGCCCUUCUCGUCAGCCAAAACAAAAUUCCUCUCACCCACACACUUCUUCUUCCGGGCCACGUUUUCCAUCUAAUUCACGCUGCCCUCGUCGCCCGUAUGUGCCCCGCUGUCAGAUUUGCAAAAUUGAUGGCCAUUUUGCAAAUGACUGUCCAGAAAGAUUUGUGCGUACCAGUUCUACACCUAGUGCUAAUUUAGCAGAAGCUUUCAAUGCUGUCUCCCUUAGUUCAGCCGACUCUUCUGAUUGGUACGUUGAUUCCGGGGCUUCCUCACACAUGACUGCUGAUAAGUCUGCUCUGGAUCAUACAGCUCCUUAUACUGCACAAGUUCACAAAGGAGAUCGUGGGUCGGGGUCGGCGUAAUGGUGGCUUAUACGUGCUGGAUCACACUCACAACGCAUUUUUGGGAGUCUUGCGGUCUCACAAAAUUAGUGCUUCUUUUGAAUUAUGGCAUUCUCGCCUCGGUCAUGUUUCCUUUGAUACAAUAAAGUUAUUAAAUAAAUUGGGUCGCUUAUGUGUGACUUGUGUUUUACCCAAGCCUGUCAGUUGUUGUUCC